CAACGAGGUUGUGCAGAUGAACUUCGAAAUUGCCAGCUUCAGUAGCCUCUCGGGGACCCAGCCUAUCACGUGGCAGGUCGAGUACCCGCGGAAAGGGACCACAGACAUCGCCGUGUCUGAGAUCUUCGUCAGCCAGAAGGACCUGGUGGGCAUCGUGCCCUUGGCCAUGGACACUGAAAUUCUGAACACCGCCAUACUCACUGGAAAGACAGUUGCCCUGCCCAUCAAGGUGGUCUCUGUGGAGGAAAACAGUGCCGUGACGGACAUCUCAGAGUUGGUGGAAUGCAAGUCCACAGACGAGGAUGUCAUCAAAGUGUCUGACCGCUGCGACUACGUCUUUGUCAAUGGCAAAGAGAUAAAAGGCAAGAUGGAUGCGGUGGUGAAUUUCACAUACCAGUACCUGAGUGCCCCUCUGCACAUCACCGUGUGGGUGCCCCGGCUACCCCUGCAGAUUGAGGUCUCUGACACGGAGCUCAGCCAGAUUAAGGGCUGGAGGGUCCCCAUCGUGGCCAGUAAGAGGCCUACCCGCGAGAGCGAGGAUGAGGACGAGGAGGACCGCCGGGGUCGGGGCUGCGCCCUGCAGUACCAGCACGCCACCGUGCGUGUCCUCACCCAGUUUGUAUCUGAGGGCGCCGGGCCCUGGGGCCAGCUCAGCCACCUGCUCAGCCCCGACUGGCAGCUGGACAUCACCCACCUGGUCGCAGGCUUCAUGAAGCUGGAAGAGCCUCACGUGGCCACCCUCCAGGACAGCAGGGUCCUGGUGGGGCGAGAGGUCGGGAUGACCACCAUCCAGGUAUUGUCUCCAUUGUCUGACUCCAUCCUGGCAGAGAAGACGGUCACUGUGUUAGAUGACAAAGUGUCAGUGACAGAGUUGGCCAUCCAGCUCGUGGCUGGACUGUCGGUCACCCUCCACCGCAAUGCAGAGAACAGUAAGGCCAUCACAGCUGUUGCCACCGCUGAGGAGCUGCUGCAUACCCCCAAACAGGAAGCCGUGGUCAGCACCUGGCUUCAGUUCAGCGACGGCUCGGUGACACCCCUGGACAUCUACGAUACCAAGGACUUCUCCCUGGCAGCCAGCUCCCAGGACGAGGCCGUCGUGUCCGUCCCCCAGGCCCGCUCUCCCCGGUGGCCCAUCGUGACGGCUGAAGGGGAAGGCCAGGGGCCACUGGUCCGAGUGGACAUGACGAUCGCAGAGACCUGCCAGAAAUCCAAGCGCAAAAGCGUCCUGGCCGUGGGCGUCGGCAGCAUCAGGGUCAAGUUCGGACAGAACGAUGCUGACUCCAGCCCCGGCAGGGACGAUGAGGAAGAUGAGAGGAAGAACCACGCCAGCGACCGCCGGCCGAAGGGGCAGGACCACGAGCGCACAGGCCAGGAUGGGCACUUCUACGACGGUGCCUCCGUGGAGCGCGAGGAGGGGGCUGUCCGGAGGGCCGCCACCACGGCCAGGUCGCUGCUGGACAACAAGGUGGUUCGGAGCAGCCGGGUGGACGAGGGCCGGCUGUCGGCCGAGGAGCCACUACAGAACAUCCCCAUCGAUUUCACCAACUUCCCGGCCCACGUGGACCUCCCCGGGGCCGGCGGUGAGCUGGCGGAGAGUGACGUGGUGCCCACACCCCGGGGUCUGAGCGACCUGGAGAUCGGGAUGUACGCCCUCCUGGGCGUCUUCUGCCUGGCUAUCCUCGUCUUCCUGAUCAACUGCGCCACCUUCGCCCUCAAGUACAGGCACAAGCAGGCGCCCCUGGAGGGCCAGGCCUCCAUGACCCACUCCCACGACUGGGUGUGGCUGGGCCACGGGACGGAGCUCUUGGAGAACGCGGGGGACGCGCCGCCACCCCAGGACGAGCACACCACCAUCAUAGACCGCGGCCCCGGCCCCGGGAAGGAGAGCAGCCACCUCUUCAACGGUGGCACCCAGAAGCACGUGCACAGCCAGAGCCACAGGCCAGCGGAUCCCGGGGGGCGGCAGGGCCGGGAACAGAGGCAGGACCCCCUGCACUCGCCCACCUCCAAGAGGAAGAAGGUGAAGUUCACCACCUUCACCACCAUCCCCCCAGACGACGGCUGCCCCACGGUGAACUCCAUCCUCAGCGGCCGCGACGAGGACAUCAAGUGGGUGUGCCGAGACGUGGACGUGGGCGCCCCCAAGGAGCUGAGAGACUAUCUGGAGAAGUUCAGAGAUAAGGUGUAG
Messenger RNA from Carlito syrichta (Philippine tarsier), 2188 nucleotides. It is a transcript of the gene TMEM132C, whose product is annotated as transmembrane protein 132C. The transcript is spliced from 6 exons. The coding region runs from base 17 to 2188 and encodes 723 amino acids. The record is from RefSeq and is a predicted model, not a curated record. Lineage: Eukaryota; Metazoa; Chordata; Mammalia; Primates; Tarsiidae.